UCAAGCACGUGUAAAAAUACCUGGUGUCAGCUGUUAAUUUAAGGUUUCAGGUUUGGAUAUGAUGGAAGGUUGACACGAACACGGGGUCGACAAAAACUUGAUGUCGAAUAACCGUGAUACUGCAGCGGAAAGGGGAUCUCUUCGGUCCCCCAAGUCUAUUGUGGCUCAAUGGAUAUCAUGUUCAUCACCGUGCUCAGAUUAAGUUUUGAUCAUCUUUUAAAGUUCAAACUACCUCAAUCUGGAAUAUUUGGCAAUGGUAUGUGACCAGUUAUGAUAUGAACAAUUAAUUACUCUACUAAAACACAAACGUCAACUAAGCGGUUUGGCAUGGCUUAUGUUAUAAAUAUUCAAGACGAAAAAGAAAUGGCUGCGCAGUAUCAUAUAAGUAACAACUCGACAAAAUCGUCUUGCUCUCAGAACGGCUACACCCAAGGACACCAUUCAAAGGCCUCCGACUCCAGCCUCGGGUUAUGGGAGAUUUUUAAUCCAUAUUUUCUUCAUCAAUGGAUGCCUUAUUUUUUAUUUGUGGAACUAACGUUCAUGUAUUGUGUGGGGUGUUUCAUAGCUUUUCCACAUCUCUAUCCAGAAACCGCCUACAUACAUCAGGUGAUAGGGACCUUUUUGGCUUACCAGUUAAUCGUCAACUGGUGGUUUAUCCAUGUGACAGACUCCAGCUUCAAUGAUUCAGGGUAUCCACAGGAAAAACUGGCCCUAGGGCCUUAUCCAUUCAAGGUACCAGAGAUAGUGCAGCAAAAUAAACUAGUUCCAAUCAUAGACGCCCACAUUAAAGCAGCGCGCUAUCCCUACUGGCAGUGGGCGCCGUGUCUUGCCUGUGAACGAUGGCGCCCACCUCGCUGUCACCACUGUAAACUCUGUGGAAAAUGUAUCCUAAAGCGAGACCACCACUGCUUCUUCGCACGAAACUGUGUGGGGCUUAAAAACUUACGAUAUUUCAUUGUGUUCCUAUUUUACGCGUGCAUUACUAGUGUCUUUACCAUUUACCACGGUGCAAAAUAUCUCUUUACGUUUUAUUGGCCCGAAAUGUCGUAUCUUGAUCUCGUACCACUUCUUUCUUUUCUGAGAUCUAUCUUAGGAUCCAACACGACACUGUCACAGGUCGGGAUCAUGAUUAUUAUGGCGUACGGUUUGCUUGGGUUAACAUUUUUAUGUUUUAUGCAUUUUAUAGAUGCAGGCGUAUCGGUUGUGAAGGGCAAUACGGCGUUUGAGAUCGAAAAUAACAUCGAUGUCAAAGAUCCACGGAAAUUAACAGGAAAACUCCGGUCUGUGUUUGGACAACACUGGCAGUUUGCUUUUGUAUUGCCCACCCCUUACUUUCUUAGUCCGUCCAUAGAAGACCCAUAUCACUGGGGUUCCCUGAUCCCACCCAAAAAGAGAAACCCCGUCAUUCAGUUGAUAGAACCUUGAUGUGAUCCGCAUCUAUUUGUCCACCUGAUUUGCUCAGAAGUUACAAACUUGCCAAAUAUAGCUAUUAGAAGUUUGCAAAAUCGUGUGUUGCAGUUUGCCUUAGGAAUACACGCAUUUUUAUUGCAAAAACUUGUUUGAAUAUUUUUUUUUUGGUUGUAAAAGUUUUAUUUGUUACUGUUUUACAAUAAAACUAAAGAAAUACAAA
Messenger RNA from Saccostrea cuccullata (small rock oyster), 1630 nucleotides. RefSeq lists its product as uncharacterized. Lineage: Eukaryota; Metazoa; Mollusca; Bivalvia; Ostreida; Ostreidae. The transcript has 2 exons. The record is from RefSeq and is a predicted model, not a curated record. Gene Ontology annotation, molecular function: palmitoyltransferase activity. The coding region runs from base 328 to 1425 and encodes 365 amino acids.